Messenger RNA from Ilex paraguariensis (yerba mate), 411 nucleotides. NCBI's taxonomy places the organism in Eukaryota, Viridiplantae, Streptophyta, Magnoliopsida, Aquifoliales, Aquifoliaceae. The record is from the annotation of a GenBank genome assembly.
AUGUCCAGUCAAACUGACCUUGCAUUUGCAGGGAAUUUCUCAAUAACCUAUUGUCAGCCUGACAAUCUCUACAUUGCACUUCACCAUACCUUAUGGGAUUGGCGCUGCAGCAAGGUUUGCUCUACAUUCUUUUCCUCGUUCAUGCUUACUCGGGUUUCGAAUGAACUUGGAGCUGGGAAUCCACAUAAGGCACGAGUGGCUGUUUGGGCAGUAAUGUUUCUUGCAAUCACUGAGGCAGUUAUAACAGACAUUGGGUUGAUGUUUUCUCAAUUGGGGUCACUUAGCAAUUGUGUUUUGGAGGAGACUAGGGACUUGUAUAUUCCUGGAACCAAGACGGUUUUCCCUGGUUUGAAGAAGCCGAAGGAGAGAGCUGAUCUCAUUGCUUAUCUGAAGGAGGCAACAUCAUCUUGA